Molecule: messenger RNA, 1627 nt
Organism: Dicentrarchus labrax (European seabass)
Lineage: Eukaryota; Metazoa; Chordata; Actinopteri; Moronidae
Gene: guca1b
Product: guanylate cyclase activator 1B
Exons: 4
Coding region: 239-832 (197 amino acids)
Biological process (GO): visual perception
Cellular component (GO): photoreceptor inner segment; cone photoreceptor outer segment
Molecular function (GO): calcium sensitive guanylate cyclase activator activity; calcium ion binding
Source: RefSeq, a predicted model, not a curated record
CUCACUUUCAGAUGGGAUUUGCUGCUAUAGAGAGCCCAAUAACAAUUCAGCUUGUAUGGACUUCGAUGUAAUUUUGAUCAUUUUGGUCUUUGCUGAUUGGCUUCAGUAGUUAAGGACUAUCAUUCCAGGAUUUUGUAAUGUAGAGGGAAGCUUUGAAAGCAUUACCCAGGUCAAAUAGUUUUGUGUAAUGUAAGAAAUAAUUUCAGUCUUUGGGGAAUAGAAGAAAAGAAAUUCCACAAUGGGUCAGCGCCUGAGCGAGGAGAGUGACCCAGACAAGGAAAUUGAUGUGGCAGAGCUUCAGGAAUGGUACAAAAAAUUUGUUGUGGAAUGUCCGAGUGGAACUCUCUUCAUGCACGAGUUCAAGAGCUUUUUUGGCGUCACUGAUAACAAAGAGGCUGCAGAUUACAUUGAAAACAUGUUUCGAGCCUUUGACAAGAACGGCGACAACACCAUUGAUUUCCUGGAGUAUGUGGCAGCCUUGAACUUAGUCCUGAGGGGUAAACUGGAACAUAAGCUCAAAUGGACAUUCAAAAUGUAUGAUAAAGAUGGAAGCGGAUGCAUUGAUAAAACAGAGCUUCUUGAAAUUGUGGAGUCCAUCUAUCGACUGAAGAAAGCCUGCCAUGGAGAGCUGGAUGAAGAAUGCAAUCUGCUGACCCCAGACCAAGUGGUUGACCGGAUAUUUGAGCUUGUUGAUGAAAAUGGAGAUGGGGAGCUCUCGCUGGAUGAGUUCAUUGAUGGAGCACGGAAGGACAAGUGGGUGAUGAAGAUGCUGCAGAUGGAUGUCAACCCUGGGGACUGGAUGAAUGAUCGGAGAAGCAGUGCUGACUUCUAAGGCUGGAACAUGGACUGUCAAUAUGUCACAUACACACAUCCUUCAUGUGUGAUUUUGUAUCUACUGCAGUUUAUAUGUAUAUAAAAGAAGAAAACACCACAGAGAUUCUGCCAUUGUACUGCUAUAUUUUGCUUGCAAAGUGGCUACCUGUUUAUUACUUUUAGUUCAGGUUUCACACUACAACAGUAGUUUUAAACUCAUUUAUAGAAAUCUAUGGACUAGGUCUGGUUAUACACCUGUAUUUUAUAGAAGCUGCAGACGUACAGUGCUUACUUAUAUUUUCUUUUUGUUUCAUAAAAUGGAUUAAAUAAACAUAUUUAAGCCCCUACAUAACCAUGGUUCAUCAUAGAGAGGUGCUUUCACUUAUUCAGGAUGAUUAUAGCUCUUAUCAGGGUUGUGUGGGGCUGUGUACAGACUGAGAUUGAUUGACAUUUCCGUCAGUUAUUGUUACACCUGUUAGGGUGGGACAAUGGACAGGUUGCACAGCAGACAUUUUGACUUGUCAAAGACAGAAAAACACACGUGGACCAACACGCACAGUAGCAGGAGCUCCCCUGCAGAAUGAACUGGAAUGCAGCUGUACGCCUGUCUUUCCUGCUAAGGCGUGCCAAAAUGUAUACUGUGCAACCAGUCUAUUAAUAACUUUAACAUUUUUAUUGGUGCACUCAGUUUGGUCACAUAGUCCCCUCACAGCUCAGCCCAACUUUAGCCCGAAUAGAGAUCUAAUGAAACAGGAUUUAAACAAAAACAUCUGGGAGCAUUUGUGGGAUCUUUAAAAACAAUAAACACAAUUUA